ACUGCAUAACCUUUCACUUUUCACAUUCAAACAACCGUACACACUUUCUUACAUAGCGGGCACACCCUCAACAAAGCUCACUUCACUUUCCGUCCCUCCCCACAAUGUCACCACCUCCACCACCCCUCCUCCUUCCUCUCAUCCUCCUCUUCCUCAUCUCCGCCACCACCACUGAAGCUGCCUCUGCCUCUCCAAUUGCCACUCUUCCACCCUCUCCCUCCCCCACCUCCUCUCCUACUGCACCCACCACCAAAACUCCCUCCCCCACCUCCUCUCCUACUCCACCGACCACCAAAACCCCCUUUCCCUCCAUUAACUCCACUUUAAACCCCAAACAACUUAGAGCCCUCCAAUCUCUAGACAUCCCUACAGUUAAAGAUCCUUGCAUACAACCUUCUCUUCACAACGCCACCAUUUGUGACUCUUCUUCCCCCUUUCGCCAACUAGUCUCGCUUCACCUGUCCAACUGCUCCUCUGACCUCUCUCUUUCUUACACUGCCCUUAAAUCCCUCUCCACUCUUCAAUCUCUCUCUUUCACCAACUGCCCUGUUACCCCUAUUAGAUUCCCUUUAGAUCUUGCCAUCUCUCUUCAUUCUUUCACUUGCAUUCACUCUCUUAAACACCUCACUGGUAUCGGGCUCUCUCGCUUUGUCAAUCUCACUGAUCUCACUGUAAGUAAUGUGCCAGUCAAUACUAGUGGUCUUUAUGCGGUUCUUGGUAAUAUGCGUAAGCUUAGGUCUGUUACUAUCUCAAAUGCUAAUGUCACUGGCUACAUACCAAAACAUCUGCUUUUCAAUCUUACCCAUGUUGAUUUUUCAGGUAAUAGGCUUAAAGGAAAGAUACCCAGUUCCAUUACACUUCUUGAAAAUCUUGAAAGUCUCAAUCUUUACUCAAAUGCACUUACUGGGGCAAUCCCUGAUAAUCUUGGUGACUUGAUUUCACUAAAGAAUGUGUCUUUAGGCUCUAACUCUUUAUCUGGGGCGAUCCCGAAUUCAAUGUCAGCAAUUCCUGAUUUAGCUUAUGUUGAUCUGAGUUCAAAUCAGUUGAAUGGGACAGUACCAAAGUUUUUUGCAGAAAUGAAGAAAUUGAGGUACUUGAAUCUUGAGAACAAUGAGUUUCAUGGUGUUUUGCCUUUCAAUCUUACUUUUAUGAAGAGAUUAGCUGUGUUUAAAGUUGGUGGAAACAGCAAUUUGUGUUACAAUCAUACAAUUUUGUCAUCAAAAUUGAAGCUUGGAAUUGCUCCUUGUGAUAAGCAUGGAUUGCCAUUGUCACCACCACCUGCAAAGGAUAGUUCAUCAGGAGGUGAUAGUGAGAGUGAUUCAUCAGAUUAUAAUGAUGAAGGUGAUGAUUCUAACAGCAAGAAAGAGGGUCAUCAUGGACCUAAUAAGGUUGUUCUUGGUGUGGCAAUUGCGCUUUCCUCUAUAGUCUUCCUAAUUGUCUUCCUCAUUCUUCUCUCCAAAAGAUGUGGUUAAUUAGAAGGUAAUGUUAUUUGUUCAGAAUUCAGAUUAGGGAAAAACUGGUUACUAGAAAUCAUUUGAUUGUUUAAUUGGUUAUACACUUGAGUAUGAAGAAGAGUGGUCGUAGAAGGGGAAAUGGAAAAGGGCGAGGGUGGAAAUCAUUAUUUAGGUGUGUUAUUUUUUCGCUGCUUUGAUAAUUGGAUUGAGAAAAGAGCAGUGAUUUCUAUUUUAUUUAUGUAUAUAUAUAAUUUAUUAUGAAUUCGGUUACCGUGGAUGCAUUAUUUGGAUUCUGAAGAGGGGAAAAAGUGGUUGAUUAUUAAUGUUGUAUCAUGAAAUAUGUAUCUUGAACCCCUAGAAUUAUUUUAUCACACUUUUAUUUAUUCGGCCUCUA
Molecule: messenger RNA, 1848 nt
Organism: Populus nigra (black poplar)
Lineage: Eukaryota; Viridiplantae; Streptophyta; Magnoliopsida; Malpighiales; Salicaceae
Product: receptor-like protein 51
Exons: 1
Coding region: 105-1472 (455 amino acids)
Molecular function (GO): protein binding
Source: RefSeq, a predicted model, not a curated record